UAUGGCGGCGCCCGAUGAAACUUUAAACUGUGAGGACUUUUCCUUGUUUCAGGAAAUGCUGAAAGCAAUGCGAACUAUAGACGACCGCAUUGUCCAUGCUCUGAACACUACCGUGCCCACAGCUUCAUUCUCAGGAAAAGUAGAUGCUACGCAAACGUGCAAACAACUCUAUGAAUCUUUGAUCGAGGCCCAUCAGAGCAGAGACAAAGCUAUCAAGGCUUGUAUAGCUCAGAAAUCUGAGUUGGUGGGACAGCUGCGGGAAGAACGAGCGAAAGACGCUGGCAACCUGAAACUAAUCAAAAAGCUCAGAAACGAGCAGACCAACUUGAAGCUAAUGCGAUCAGAGCUGAACGUUGAAGAAGUCGUCAACGAUAGAAGUCUGAAGGUGUUUUUCGAAAGGUGUAGAAUUCACUACAUCCCUCCGAAGUCUAAGUAAGACGUUUGAAGAAAUAAGUUGCUUCUUUCGAAGUUCUGAUC
Messenger RNA from Nematolebias whitei (Rio pearlfish), 477 nucleotides. RefSeq names its product mitochondrial matrix import factor 23 (gene mix23). The transcript has 5 exons. The record is from RefSeq and is a predicted model, not a curated record. Gene Ontology annotation, cellular component: mitochondrial intermembrane space; mitochondrion. Lineage: Eukaryota; Metazoa; Chordata; Actinopteri; Cyprinodontiformes; Rivulidae. Bases 2 to 436 code for a protein of 144 amino acids.